ACGGCCGCCUACCAGCCGCCUCCUCCUCCCCCCGCCGCGCCUCCGCCUCCUGCCCCCUGCAGCGGGGUUACCUGUCACGGGGAGCCCGCUAAAUUUUACGGAUACGAUAACUUACAGAGACAGCAGAUUUUUACGACACAGCAAGAGGCCGAGCUGGUACAAUAUCCUGAUUGUAAAUCGUCCAGUGCUAAUAUUGGCGAGGAACCAGACCACUUAAAUCAGAGCUCGUCUCCUGCUCAAAUGUUUCCCUGGAUGAGACCACAAGCAGCGCCGGGUAGGAGAAGAGGAAGACAAACAUACAGCCGAUUCCAGACUCUAGAGCUGGAAAAGGAGUUCCUCUUUAACCCCUAUCUGACCAGGAAGAGGAGGAUCGAGGUGUCCCAUGCACUAGGACUCACCGAAAGGCAGGUAAAGAUCUGGUUUCAGAACAGAAGGAUGAAAUGGAAAAAAGAGAACAACAAGGACAAAUUCCCCGCUUCCAGACAGGAGGGAAAGGAAAGGGAGGCCAAAAAGGAAGCACAUGAUCUGCAAGAAGACAGAGCUGAAGGCCAGACGAAUUAAAUUUUGCCCUAAAAGCCUUUGUGAAAGGCUGUCAAAAAUCACCAGCAGCAUAGCCCGACAUCUCGGUCCGUCUGCCCCUGUACGUGGUCCU
This is a messenger RNA of Mesitornis unicolor (brown roatelo), 652 nucleotides long. RefSeq names its product homeobox D8 (gene HOXD8). Gene Ontology annotation, molecular function: RNA polymerase II transcription regulatory region sequence-specific DNA binding; DNA-binding transcription factor activity, RNA polymerase II-specific. Gene Ontology annotation, biological process: regulation of transcription by RNA polymerase II. The record is from RefSeq and is a predicted model, not a curated record. The transcript is spliced from 2 exons. NCBI's taxonomy places the organism in Eukaryota, Metazoa, Chordata, Aves, Mesitornithiformes, Mesitornithidae. The annotation marks the transcript as partial. Gene Ontology annotation, cellular component: nucleus.